Paramuricea clavata is the source of this 471-nucleotide messenger RNA. NCBI's taxonomy places the organism in Eukaryota, Metazoa, Cnidaria, Anthozoa, Malacalcyonacea, Plexauridae. The record is from the annotation of a GenBank genome assembly.
AUGAAAGAGCAUCUUGGGAGAGACGUUCCUUACUUUCCAUGCCUAGCCCAUCUGUUCAAUACCACUGUGGAGCAUAGCUGUGAAGCGAGUGUUGCUGUGUGCAAAAAGUUUGAAAUCCUGCAAGAGCUGUUUGUCUUCUGUACUUCCAGUAAAAAAAGAUACAGUGUGUUUCAUGACAAAGUGAAGGAAAACGAUAGUGGUGGAGCAUUGGAAUUGAGAAAUUUAUCUGCAACAUGUUGGAGCACCCGUGCAGAUUCAAUAGCUGUUUGGUUCAAUAGAUUCAAAGCUGUUUGGUUGAGUUUUGAUGAAAUAACCCAAGGGCUGGAAGAAUUAGAAGAUUCUGAUGACAACAAAAUGAAAGCAAAGGCUGAAAAUCUUCUGGCAAGAAUAAGAUCUUUUCAAUUUAUUGUCAUGGUUAUGUUUAUGAAGAAUGUGAUGAUAAAGACAAAAAUAUUGACAAAGCAAGUUUAG